CCCUUGCAUCGGUUCAGGUCGUCCUGUGAAGUCUGCUACGAUGCUGCCCGCCACUACCCUUAAGCCCACCUUCUCCGGGCCCCGCCUGCCGGUCGCCAAGGCUGGUCGCACACCAGUUAGCCGUGCUGCUCUGCGUGUGCGAGCAGGCCCUUACGAUGAGGAGCUCAUCGCCACCGCGAGGAAAAUCGCCAGCCCCGGCAAGGGGAUUCUGGCUAUGGACGAGUCCAACGCCACCUGCGGCAAGCGCCUGGAAUCCAUCAGCCUGGAGAACACCGAGACCAACCGCCAGGCAUACCGCGAGCUGCUGGUGACCGCCCCAGGCCUGGGCCAGUACAUCUCCGGCGCCAUCCUGUUCGAGGAGACUCUGUUCCAGAAGACCUCCACCGGCAGCACCAUGGUGGACGAGCUCAACAAGCAGGGCAUCGUGCCAGGCAUCAAGGUGGACAAGGGAUUGGUCCCCAUGGUGAACAGCAACAACGAGUCCUGGUGCCAGGGACUUGACGGCCUUGCGCAGCGCACCGCCGAGUACUACAAGGCCGGAGCCCGCUUCGCCAAGUGGCGCGGCGUGGUCUCCAUCCCUGCCGGCCCAUCCAUGAUCGCCCUGCGCGACACCGCCUACGGCCUCGCCCGCUACGCCGCCAUCGCGCAGGCGUCUGGCUUGGUCCCCAUUGUGGAGCCGGAGGUGCUGCUGGACGGAGAGCACGACAUCGACGCCACCCUCGAGGUCGCCGAGGCCAUCUGGGCCGAGACCUUCAAGUACCUCGCCGACAACAAGGUGCUGUUUGAGGGUAUCCUGCUGAAGCCUUCCAUGGUGACCCCCGGCGCAGACUCCCCAAAGCGCGAGAAGCCGGAGGUCGUUGCCGACUACACCCUCAAGCUCCUCAAGCGCCGCGUGCCCCCCGCCGUGCCAGGCAUCAUGUUCCUGUCUGGUGGACAGUCUGAGCUGGAGUCGACCCUCAACCUCAACGCCAUGAACCAGACCCCCAACCCGUGGCAUGUGUCCUUCUCCUACGCGCGCGCCCUCCAGAACUCCGUGCUCAAGACAUGGAAGGGCCAGCCGGAGAAUGUUGACGCUGCAAAGCAGGCGCUGCUGAAGCGCGCCAAGGCCAACAGCGACGCGCAGCUCGGCAAGUACGACCCCUCCACCGAGUCCUCCGACGCCGGCGAGCGCACCUUCGAGAAGGGCUACGUCUACUGAGGCGCCCCCUCCGCCGGUGACAUCACCGGUCCUUGUGCUUUGACAAAGCAAAUCUUGCCUCUGCCUCCGGCCGCUGCCUCACUGGUGAGCGCUGUGCAGCCUGUCAGGCAUAUCAUGCGGGCAAGAGAGGUGCAGGUUGUGUGCAUGCCUGCUGGCGACAGCGACUCGCACCAAGUCAUUUGGCUGAGGCAUGCAGAAGGGCAGUGUAUUGACCGUCAGGUCAAACAUUGCAGUGGCAUGUCAAUAUCUAGGAGAAGAUGAUCAAGUUGGAAACGAGGAAGGCUCUUGUCCUGGAGUGCUGAAAUCCACUGCAAGCCAGGGAGCCUGUAAGGUCUCGUCCAUUCUGCAAAUGCUGAUCUAGUUUUGGGCCGAACAACCUUAUGGCAGUACUGUAGGCGAACGCAUCUGAGUGUUUCUGACACGAGGCGGCUAGCACUUUGGGGUGUUGGCAAGACAGACCAUAAUGGCAAGUGUCAUUGAUAAAGGAGUUCGAGUUUUGUGGUGGGCAUUUUCCUGCAGCAUACCUGAGACCUGACAAGUCAGCCAUGGCUUCAACUGGCGGUGCCAUCUCAGACACCAAGUCUAUGGUGAAUACGUAUUGUGAUAUCUAAAUUGACUGGUGGAAGCCAAUCUAGCUAUUCUGACCAAAGCCACUUGAUCCUAGAACUCUAAACAAGGGGCUCAGUGAACCGCCCCUGAAAAGGUUG
Coccomyxa subellipsoidea C-169 is the source of this 1905-nucleotide messenger RNA. RefSeq names its product fructose-bisphosphate aldolase. The record is from RefSeq and is a predicted model, not a curated record. Gene Ontology annotation, biological process: glycolytic process; fructose 1,6-bisphosphate metabolic process. The coding region runs from base 41 to 1198 and encodes 385 amino acids. Gene Ontology annotation, cellular component: cytosol. The transcript has 8 exons. Lineage: Eukaryota; Viridiplantae; Chlorophyta; Trebouxiophyceae; Coccomyxaceae. Gene Ontology annotation, molecular function: fructose-bisphosphate aldolase activity.